AUGGAUUCUAUCAAAGAAAUGCUAGCAAAAGAGUUUGAAGUCAAGGAUUUUGGCAUACUAAGGUAUUUCUUGGGAAUGGAAUUUGCUAGAAGCAAAAGAGGAAUUUUUGUGUCCCAAAGGAUAUAUGCUCUUGAACCUUUGAAAGAGACAGUAAUGCUUGGUAGUAAGCCUAGCAAGACUAUAAUCGAGCUCAGAGAUAAAAGGAAAAUGUUUGAAGGAAGUCUAGCUGACAAAUGGAGCUACCAACAGCUAAUAGGAAAGCUAAUCUACCUUUCACAUACUAGAGCUAACAUUGCUUUUGCAGUAAGCCUAGUCAGUCAAUAUAUGCAUGAUCCCUGUCAAGGACAUCUUGACAUCUCAAUGCAAUUUGGCUCUUGUACUCUUUUAUGGGGUAAUUUGGUAAAAUGGUGGAGUAAAAAGCAAAUAGUUUUCACAAGGAGCAGUCCAGAAGCAGAGUAUAGAGCCAUGGCCCAUGGAGUGUGUGAAACAAUAUGGAUCAAAAAUCUAUGA
This is a messenger RNA of Humulus lupulus (European hop), 510 nucleotides long. RefSeq lists its product as uncharacterized. The transcript is spliced from 2 exons. Lineage: Eukaryota; Viridiplantae; Streptophyta; Magnoliopsida; Rosales; Cannabaceae. The record is from RefSeq and is a predicted model, not a curated record. Bases 1 to 510 code for a protein of 169 amino acids.